AUGAGCCUUCAGCUACCCGCCACAACCUACGAACAUAACAAUAUGGUUUCUUCAGAGAACUGUCAGGAACAGCUAGCGUCUUUAUUGAAUCAUCUCGGAGGUCCUUCAAUAUCACCCACAGAUAUCGAGUGGGCUCUGGAUCUUCCAUCUGGAAAGAGAUUAAUUCAGUUCUUCGUGGAUCAGCUUGCGGACGGUGAAGUUGGCUUGGAACACAUUACGGAUUGUGAAGAUGGAAUAUCAAGCACGCAGUACAGAACAUCCUUACAACAUCUUGCUUUAGAAUCCGAGGAGGUACAGAGUCUAAAGCGAGCAUCGUCCAUUGGACUUUGCGAUAACCUUGACUUGGAAAGUGAAAUUAUGUUGCCUGCUCCUCCUGGAUAUCAAACAACUGCAGUUUUAAAGAUCGCGUCAGAGAAGGCAAGAAGUACAUCCAAGGAUCUUCGAGCCAUCAUUAAUCACAAAGAGGACAGCAUAAGGCUUAGACAAGAUUCCAUACAAGAUCUGUCUUUCAGUGCAGAUGGAGUAAGCGCUUCGGCAGUCGAUGCCGCUAUAGGUUUGAUCGAUGUGGUUGACAUUGAUAACAAGAGGGAGCGAAAACUUUCGCGUGAAGCAUUCUCUUCCCUCGAUGACUUAAGAUCGUCACUCGCGUCAAUUUACGACAUUCGUUCCCAAAUAAUUUGCUUGCUCGAAUCAAGGCUACAUGCCAUUAAAACGGUCUAUGGAAAUCUGCCAUCUACGGAACAAGUGAAGCAAGAUGCUGCGAGGCUGCAGCGGAUUUUCAGCGAAAAGGCGCAUAGAGCUAAUACAUGUCCUGUGACUCUGGCAGAAGCAGCCCAGGACGCUGUUUAUAAGCAACAACUGACCUCCGCAGAUGAGAUUUUGAGUGGCGAAUUAAAGACCUCUGUCUUAGAAGUACUGGGCAACUUAGGAACCAGUUUAGAGAGUUCUUGGCCUGAUGGUGAUAAUGGCACUAGCCUAAACAUUGACAUUGAAGCGGAACUAGAGAGUGCGUGGAACAACGAUCAAAUUGAUAUUCUUGAGGCACAUGAGGCACUGUUGAAUGAAGUUGGGACGGAGCUGACGACUCAUCUGCUACCACCAUUAGAGGAUAUUUCAGAGAAUCUGCGUACCCUCAAUGACAUUGCAUAUGAAGCACAAGCCCUCGUUGGAGCACUUGUUGAAGAAUUAGAAGAGAUCGUCGAUGAUUCUCAUAAGGGAAUAGAGAUUCAUAACAAGAUGAGCGAGGACAGGAACGCUGCUGAUGACAAUAGUCAAUCUUUAGAGGUGAAGAUGAUGAACUUACUGAAACGACUGAAAGAUAUAAGAAUCGCGCACUCUCCAUUAAUAUUGCUAACUCGCGAGGAUCUAUCACAAGAACUUCAGAGUUUGGCGCACAAGGCGCAAGAUGUAUCUCGGAAACAACAGGAAUGGGUCAAUUCCCUUCCUAUGAGCCUGGCAGACUUGUGCGGCUACCAGCAUCCGCCUCUCGCUGCAACUUAUAAAUGUUCCCCAAUGAACUCAUCACAUCCUUACUCGCUACCACGCGAGCUCAGGGCAUUGCGGAAUGAUACCUGUGACAAGAGUGAUGCCCUAAGAGCAGACAUAGUAAGACUACAAAGGAUGGAAGACGCUGUAACUAGCUUCAGUCAUGACAUCCUUAUUGAAGAAAAGGCACAAGUGAUGGAAAGCAUCCGAAAGGAAUCUCAGGAUCUGUACAAUCGCCUUCAUUCCAUUGCUGAAGAUGCUACCUUUGUUGAACAAGCUCAAAGAGCAUAUCCCGACCUUCCGCUUUUGCCUAAUCUACGUUGCGGUGCUUGGUAUGCAGACCCGACUACCACUGGCCAUAGUUUCUCGCACUGGGCAUAUUUCAAAUCCACAGACGGGCAUACAGGCAACUGGGGUUUCAAUUUGCGACGGCCUAACUUGCAUAUUCUGCCGCUGUUGGCGCAGCAUCGAGGAAUUGUACUGGUAGACUCAACUAGGGCUGGAAAACGUAUGCCUGAUUCACUAUCAAAGACGGUACCAAUAUGGUUAAAACCGAGUUCGGAGACUGCGAAUUGGAACAAUAAGCUCUAUACACCUCCUGGCGUGGCCUCUUUCUACCGUUUACCGGAGCUCACGCUACCAUUAAGGCCGAUCUGGAUCACACCUUCCACUUCAGUAUUUCCAGAAUUCUUGGAUGUCGGUGACCGGAAAUACAUCCCAGUGAUCUGUCUUUCGGCUUCCAAGCAGAUCUUUGAUGGAAUGGAAAGGCGAGCCCAUGCAUUUACAUAUAUACAAGGCUCAGGAGAUGACCAUGAGCUUUGGGGAAUGGGUUUGACACCAGAUCUAUUCUGGCAGAAUCGGGAGAAAAUCUUGAACGAGAGCCGAGAAGGGCUCCCAGUGCUCGUUCGUUCUAUAGUAUCUGCUUCGAGAGAAGAGCUUGUCCCCACAGGUUGUGACAACCUUCGUACCCCUAUCACACAAGUCAGCGGCUUGAUCAUGCUUUGUUCAAACUCGGAAUGCUCGAACUCUUCGAAUCAUAAAAUACCAUCCCGCGCUCAAGGUGACGCUGACAUCGCUCAUCUCCAGCUGAGCUCCUUGGAAUUUCCCCCUAUUUCAGUUCCUGAUAAGCCUGCAGCGCCCUACAUACUUCAGAUCGUCACACCCUUUGGGAAGAAGGGACAGAUACACUAUCUGCAGGUCGUUCUGCCACGAUCUAUGAUUUUCAUUGAAUCUCACAUCAAGAGUGG
Serpula lacrymans var. lacrymans S7.9 is the source of this 2732-nucleotide messenger RNA. RefSeq lists its product as uncharacterized. Gene Ontology annotation, biological process: charged-tRNA amino acid modification. Gene Ontology annotation, molecular function: tRNA adenosine(64)-2'-O-ribosylphosphate transferase activity. The record is from RefSeq and is a predicted model, not a curated record. The transcript is spliced from 15 exons. Lineage: Eukaryota; Fungi; Basidiomycota; Agaricomycetes; Boletales; Serpulaceae. The annotation marks the transcript as partial. Gene Ontology annotation, cellular component: cytoplasm.